Miscanthus lutarioriparius is the source of this 1200-nucleotide messenger RNA. Lineage: Eukaryota; Viridiplantae; Streptophyta; Magnoliopsida; Poales; Poaceae. The record is from the annotation of a GenBank genome assembly.
AUGCAUGGCCCAUAUCACGCUCGGUUCGCCCGAGCCGCCUCCGUCGUCGUCGUCCAGCACGGAUGCUGCUGCUGCCGCCGCCGCCGCCGUCUGCUCAUCAUCCUCGCGUCCACCAUCAGCGCGGCGCUCGCCGUCGCCGUCUCGCUGGCCAUCUACUUCGCCGUGCGGCUGGGGCCGACGGGUGAUGUCAUCCUUGCUUCUACCGAGGCGAUCACGCGCACGUGCGGGCCCACGCUGUACCCGGGCGCUGUGCGUCAGCGAGCUCGCGGCGCUCCCCGGCGCGGCGGCCGCGCGGGACGCAGACCUCGUGCCCAUGUCGCUCCGAUCCCCGACGCCACGGAGCUGGUGGCCGCGCGGGCGCCGCCGGACGACGCUGCUGCUGAUGGCUACGGCAUCAGCGACUUCCUCGAGAUGCUCGAGGCCGCGGCCGACCUACUCAACCGCUCGGUGGCCGCCGCCACGGCGCCUGCUGCUGCGGUCGCAGCUGCCGCCGUGCACGACGACGUCAUGACCUGGCUCAGCGCGGCGCUCACGUACCACGACACGUGCCGCGACGGCCUUCAUGAACAAGUUGACGCCGACGGCAAGGACGGCCGCGCCGUCAAGGCCCAGAUGCUUGGGUACCUCGCCAACCUCAGGGAGCACCUAAGCAACAGCCUCGCCAUCUUCAAGGCGUGGGGAGCACCACCGGAUGGCGACGUCUCCGGCGCUGUCCCCGUCAGGAAACGACAGCUACUGUCAGCCAGCAGCGGCCACGGCGACCUCACCUUUCCGGCGCCAAGCCAAGGACGGCAGCGGAACGCACCAGAGCAUCGGCGACGCCGUGGAGGCUGCUCCCGUGCACAGCGCCCGCGCCGAGUCGUGAUCUACAUCAAGGCAGGCGUGUACAGCGAGAACGUCAAGGUGGCGCGCAACAAGACGAACCUGGUGCUCGUCGGCGACGGCGCCGGCGAGACGGUGGUGGUCGGGCGGCGCAGCGUCGGGGACGGCCUCAGGACGUUCGACACGGCGACGCUGUCGGUGUCCGGGGACGGGUUCAUGGUUCGCGACCUGACGGUGGAGAACCGCGCGGGGCCCGGGGAGCACCAGGCGGUGGCGCUACUGGUGAGCGCGGACCGGGCGGUGGCGUACCGGUGCGCUGUGCUCGGGUACCAGGACACGCUGUACGCGCACGCGCAGCGGCAGCUGUACCGCGAGUAA